GCACGGGCGGGCGGGCGGGAAGGAUGGUGUUUCUGUGGCCCGGGCGGCGGGUGCGGACCAGGAGCCAGGCUGAGGUUUGGCCGAAGCGACGUGUGCUCAGGAGCAGCCGGCGCGGGUGCCGCUGAGGCAGGCAGGACCGACUGACGGACGGACCGACGGAAGGCGACCCGAGAGCCGGCCCCGGGGCCGCGCCGUGGGCGAGAUGCCGGGGCCGCCGGCGUUGCUGCUGCCGUUGUUGCUCCUGGCCGCCGGCAGUGCGGGGGCCGCGCCACUUCCGCAAACAGGUGCAGGGGAGGCACCUGCUGCAGAAGUCUCAUCUUUUGUGAUCCUGUCUGUGUGCAGUUUACUGGUAUUAAUAGUGUUAAUUGCAAACUGUGUAUCCUGCUGUAAGGACCCGGAAAUAGACUUCAAGGAAUUUGAAGAUAAUUUUGACGAUGAGAUAGAUUUCACACCACCAGCAGAAGAUACCCCCUCUGUUCAGUCCCCGGCAGAAGUUUUCACACUUUCAGUACCAAAUAUCUCACUACCAGCUCCGUCCCAGCUCCAGCCUUCUGUAGACGGUUUGAAGUCUCAAGUUGCCCGCCAUAGUCUAAACUACAUACAGGAAAUUGGAAAUGGCUGGUUUGGAAAGGUCCUCCUUGGAGAGAUUUACACGGGCACUAGUGUAGCAAGAGUAAUAGUGAAGGAGUUAAAAGCAAGUGCAAGCCCAAAGGAACAAGAUACUUUUUUGAAAAAUGGAGAACCUUACUAUAUUCUUCAGCAUCCAAAUAUUCUUCAGUGUGUUGGACAGUGUGUAGAAGCAAUUCCCUAUCUUCUGGUGUUUGAGUUCUGUGACUUGGGUGACCUAAAAGCUUACCUGCGCAACGAGCAAGAGCACAUGAGGGGGGACUCGCAGACCAUGCUGCUGCAGCGGAUGGCCUGCGAGAUCGCAGCGGGCCUGGCUGCCAUGCACAAGCUGCAUUUCCUGCACAGUGACUUAGCCUUGCGGAACUGUUUUCUUACCUCGGACCUGAAUGUGAAAGUGGGAGAUUAUGGAAUAGGAUUCAGCAGGUACAAGGAGGAUUAUAUUGAAACAGAUGAUAAAAAAAUUUUCCCUCUGCGAUGGACUGCUCCAGAAUUAGUAACCAGCUUUCAAGACAGACUACUAACUGCAGAUCAAACGAAGUAUAGUAAUAUCUGGUCCCUGGGUGUGACACUUUGGGAGCUUUUUGAUAAUGCUGCUCAGCCUUAUUCCAGCCUUUCCAACUUAGAUGUUCUCAAUCAGGUGAUUCGAGAGAGAGACACAAAGCUCCCUAAGCCUCAGCUGGAGCAGCCUUAUUCUGAUAGAUGGUAUGAAGUUUUGCAAUUUUGCUGGCUGUCGCCAGACAAGAGACCAGCGGCCGAGGACGUGCAUAGGUUGCUCACCUACCUGCGGAUGCAAAGCCAAAGGGACUCAGAAGUUGACUUUGAACAACAGUGGAAUGCUCUUAAACCAAAUACAAAUAGCAGAGACACUUCAAGUAAUGCUGCCUUCCCAAUUCUCGACCAUUUUGCCAGGGAUCGGCUUGGUCGCGAGAUGGAGGAGGUCCUCACCGUGACUGAGACCAGCCAGGGCCUGAGCUUUGAGUAUGUCUGGGAGGCGGCUAAGCAUGACCACUUUGACGAGCACAGUCGGGGUGCCCCGGACGAAGCCUUGUCCUACACAAGCAUCUUCUUCCCAGUUGAAGUUUUUGAGAGUUCACUUUCAGAUCCUGGGCCGGGGAAACAAGACGACAGUGGCCAGGAUGUCCCCCGUGGGGCCCCUGGAGUGGUUCCUGUAUUUGAUGCCCACAACCUUUCUGUUGGAAGCGACUAUUAUAUCCAGUUGGAAGAAAAAAGUGGUAGCAACUUGGAGCUCGAUUACCCGCCCGCACUGCUCACAACCGAGAUGGAUAACCCAGAGAAGAUAAGUGAUGAGACGUCCCAGUUUCUGACACUCAAGAAUCUGGAAUUUGAGGAGUCCAGUACAGAUGAGGAUUUCUUCCAAAGCAGUACAGACCCCAAAGAUUCCAGCAUCCCCGAGGAUGUCCAUGCUCCCAGGGGCCCUGAGAGCCCCUUCAACAGUAUAUUUAAUGAUCUGGACAAAUCAGAUGGUCUGCCCAGGCACCAAAAAAUAUUUGACUUAAUGGAACUAAAUGGAGUUCAAACGGACUCGAAGCCGACCACUUUAAGUUCAAGUCUGGAUGCCUCCAGAGAGUCCGUAACAACGUGCCACUUUGAGAAAGAAAAGCCCCGUAAGCUUUUUGACUGUGAGCCUCUUUGCUUAUCAGAAAACAUUUUGCACCAGGAUAAUUUUGAUCCACUGACUGUUCAAGAAUUGUCAGAAAACUUUUUAUUUCUUCAAGAGAAGAACUUACUAAAAGACUCAUUGUCUAGCAAAGAACAUGUAAAUGAUCUCCAAACAGAACUUAAAAACGCUGGUGUCACUGAAACAAUGUUAGAAACUCCACGCAGAAGUUCUCUAGAUCCUGAGGUUAAGUUUGCUGAAAAUAAACCAGGCUUUUCUUUGUUGCAGGAAAACAUAAGCGCAAAAGGUAAAGACACAGGUGUCGUGUUCAAGGACAACAUUUUGAACACCUCAUCACAGUCUUCCCCGGAAGUGCAGGUCCCUCCUACCUCUCUCGAAACAGAAAGAACACCUCAUCACGUACCUCCAGAUAUGUUCCUGAAGCAGGGAGAACCCACAUGUUCAGAUGUCAGUGUCCAGGAAGACUGUCUCUACCAAGAAAUCAGUCCAGACUCUGUGGCCAUCACAGUUGUGAUCCCCUCAACUGAUGCCAAACCACACGGCAUUUGCGACAGGUCCCAUGACUUGACCCACCAAAGUCCAGAGGCCUUGAGACUGACCAAAAGUGACUCAGUUCUCGUUGAUGACCUUUUUGCCAAUAAGGUGAGUAUAGGAAGUAAUCUUCCAGAAUUGAGACAGAACUUACAAAACCAGCCCCUUUCAGAAGACCAUCACAGCAACAGUCUGCUGGAGAAAAACGUGGAAGCUGUGGAGACUUUGAGUCAGCUGCAUUGUAAAGAUGCUACAAAAGAGGGGGGCUUGGUGUCUGCCCUCUCCUCAGACUCAACCAGUCAAGACAGCCUUUUAGAAGACAGCUUGUCAACACCCAUUCCGACUUCAGAACAGUCUGUGGAGACCCCAGACUCUCUGGAUUCAGUGGAUGUCCAUGAAGUUUUAUUGGGUUCUUUAGGCUCUCAUGCGCCUCAGAAACUCCUGCCCCCUGAUAAGCCUGCGGACAGUGGCUACGAGACCGAGAACUUGGAGUCCCCCGAAUGGACUCUGCACCCUGCUUCCGACGGCACCGCAGCCUCAGAGACGGCCACAGUGGGUGACAGCGGUCAUAGCAGUUUGCCUCCCAACCCGGUCAUCAUCAUCUCAGACGCAGCCGAUGGCCACAGAGGUACAGAAGUGACCUCGCAGACAUUCGCACCUGGCCCUCAGAGCUCCUACCGAGACUCUGCUUACUUCUCAGAUAAUGACUCUGAGCCGGAUAAGAAGUCCGAGGGGGUCCCAGGACCCUCAGCUUCAGCCUUGGAAUUGGUAACGGAUCAGCCCCUGCCGGAGCCAGUCAUCCCAGAGCAAAGUCCUGGCACCAAGGACGGUUGCCGGGAAACCAGACCUGGCCAGCCAGACCAAACUUGUCUACCUGCGUCUCAAGAUUCCGAAAGUCACCUGGAGUUGAGAGAAAUGUCGGGACCGGCACCAGCUGAUGUUUCCCAGCAGACGCCUCCUCCUGAAGACGAGGCUGGCAGUCCCUUGAGUUUGUUGAAUUCCGAGCCAAGCAGCGGUGACGACUUCGAGGCACAAGAGGGGCGCCCCUGCACGCUCACCUCCACCGGCACCAACACCAAUGAGCUCCUCGCCUUUGCAAACGCCACCCUCUGUUCCGGCAGCGCGUCAGAGCUGACGGUGGAGAAGUCCCUGUGCGGCCACGCCGAGGGCCCCAAGUUGAAAGAGCCAGAUAUUGAAGGGAAAUACUUGGGGAAACUUGGUGCGUCGGGCAUGCUCGACCUCUCUGAGGACGGCAUUGAGGCAGACGAGGAAGACGAAAACAGUGACGACUCCGACGAGGACCUGCGGGCAUUCAAUCUGCACAGCCUCAGCUCCGAGUCAGAGGAUGAGACCGAGCACCCCGUGCCUGUGAUCCUCAGCAACGAGGAUGGGAAGCACUUACGGAGCCUGUUGAAAUCCUCGGCCACCGUUGCCGUUGAUCAGCUCCCCGAUGACUGGAAAAAAGAAAAGAAGGCAGUGACAUUUUUUGACGAUGUCACAGUCUAUCUGUUUGACCAGGAGACCCCAACCAAAGAGCUGGGGCACUGUGGAGGAGAUGCACGUGGCCCCGAGUUGAACAGCCCGGCACCUUCUUCAGGCUCUCCCUACCUGAGCAGGUGCAUCAAUUCGGAAAGCUCAACUGAUGAAGAAGGUGGAGGCUUUGAAUGGGAUGAUGACUUCUCCCCCGACCCUUUUAUGUCGAAGACAACAAGUAACCUUCUUAGUUCGAAGCCUUCUCUUCAGACAUCCAAGUACUUCUCACCGCCUCCACCGCCCCGGAGUGCGGAACAGAGCUGGCCCCACGCGCCGCCGUAUUCCAGAUUCUCCAUCUCUCCUGCCAACAUCGCCAGCUUUUCUCUCACACACCUUACUGACUCGGACAUUGAACAAGGAGGAAGCAGCGAAGACGGAGAAAAGGAUUAGGUGGACACGGAUGCGCUCCCAGGUCCCAGGCUGCUCCCCCAGGGCGGCAUUCCUGCACUGAGCCCAGCAGUGACAUCCCUCCACAUCGGCUGCAGUGGGCCCGGCCCAGGAGAGAGACUCAGGCAGCCGGGACGGAGCCGCGCUGGCUCCGUGCCCACGGCGGGCAGUCCGGCGGGGGAGGCCCUGGGCCGCUCUCACCCGCCCGAGGUCCUCGCGCCCUGGUCAUCCUUGGGGAGCGUCGACCCUGCCCUGGUGUGUGGGGAACUGUAGGCUCGGGGUUGUUUUCCAUGUGGGGUGUUCUCCGCCUCCACACUGUGCAUCCCUUCUGUGCGUGAGGGCCCAGAGGAGCACGAUGGGAAUGGGCACCAGUGAGCCGUAUUUAUUAUUUUUAAAGAAAUCACUAAUUGCUCUCUGUAAUUGCACUGUGGAUAAGUGUUCUAAGAGUACCUGAUAUUGUACAGAAUCGUAAAUUAUUCAAGGAAAAUAAGGCAGGUCAAGCUGGUGCUAUCCACUAGUUUGAUUUCUUUCUCUGUUUUAUAAUAAGUUUGUUUGCUUUGCAUGGUACUUGUAAAGUUUAAAUAUUUUGAGUGUUCUGCUGUCUAGAAUUGUUGGAAUUGUACAUAUGGUACUUUUUCGUAAAUGAUACAUGAUUCCGAAUGUUAGUGUUUUUUGUUCUUAUAGGAAAUAUUUUUGAUGAGUCCAAAAAGACUGCUUUGUUCUGUUGACCGAAUGAAACAUACGUUUGUCUCUUUCUAUAACGCAGGUUCCUUGUAGCAAGUGACGCUUUUCUGAGGAGCUGAAGGGUCUCGCAGCCCCUCUGUGUGAUUCUCUCACCCCGCUCCCCCAUUUUCUUAGACCCUUCGGUAAAACUUGACAGGUGGUUCCCCCCCAGAACUCCGCUUCGGGUCAGAACGUCCAGGUGUCUGUCCUGCCCCUCUCCCUGGGAGCCGCGCUCUGCUGUGGCCCCUGAGCCACCUCCCGUCACGCCGGCUCCUCUGCUUAGUGUUUGGAAGCACAGGCUGCUGGGCCUUCGGUGUCCCUGUAGCUCCUUCCUUCAGCCGGUGCCAAACUCUGAGGAGGAAGCUGCCCGCGCAGGGCUCUGGUUGCCGAGGACAGUCUGAGUUCGUUCUGUUGUACGCACUGGGUGUUGAGCUUUCAAAUAACGUCCAGAGUUUUUCCUGGAAUUUUCCUGGAAGAGCCAGUCUGCGUCACGGCCCGCGGCGGCCGGGCUCUCUAACCGAGGAGAUUCGCUACCUCCCGCAGCCGGGAGCAGGGACGCGAGACCACGGCGAGCCUGCGCAGCCAGCACGUCCUCCCGCUCGGGGCCUCCCACCCGGAUGCGGCCCUGGGACUCAUCUGCACUGACCCUCCCCUUCUGCUUAAGCACCACGUUCUCCCCUUGCCUUGAAAAGGACCGAGUGUGUCCAGCGCCACCUCCUAACGUUGCCAGGAGUUGGGU
Messenger RNA from Mirounga angustirostris (Northern elephant seal), 6179 nucleotides. It is a transcript of the gene LMTK2, whose product is annotated as lemur tyrosine kinase 2. Lineage: Eukaryota; Metazoa; Chordata; Mammalia; Carnivora; Phocidae. The record is from RefSeq and is a predicted model, not a curated record. Gene Ontology annotation, biological process: protein phosphorylation. Bases 203 to 4720 code for a protein of 1505 amino acids. The transcript has 14 exons. Gene Ontology annotation, molecular function: ATP binding; protein kinase activity.